AUGCAGUUCGGCUUCGAUGCCGCCGUGCGCACGGCGCAGCAGUGGCUGCAGCAACUCUUUACUCCUGCAGAUAGUGGAUCGGCGACGUCAUCGGCUGAUUCAAAUGCCACAACCUGCAAACAAGACGAUGUUUCUCAAGCUGCUGAAAAUACGAGACAAGAACCUAUGUUUGAGGAACUCCCAGAGGACAUCCGUUAUCAUAUACAUUCCCUCUUGCCAGUGCAAGAUGCUGCCCGUGCUGCCUGUGUAUCUCAUGGUUUCCUGCGUUCCUGGAGAUGCUACCCCAAUCUCACACUCAACGAGCGUACACUUGGGUUGGCUGGCAAGAAAAUUAAGGGCAGAGAAAUCGAUCUCAUCUGCAUAGUUGACCCCAUUCUGAAGAACCAUUCUGGGCUGAAGACACUUAGACUUGAUCUUUUACCUUUCAGAAAUAUCAGCGCCUCCUGCCUGGACAGGUGGCUCCAUGCCGCUGUUCAUUCUGGGGUCAAAGAACUUAGCUUGGCGCUGUCUUCACACAGCAAGGAAAGUUACAGCUUCCCAUGUUCGGUUUUGUCUGGUGAGGCGGCUGCAAGUUCAAUUCAGUCUCUUUAUCUCUUUGGUUGCGCUUUUCAUCCCACAGAAACAAUUGGCCACUUGAGAAGAUUGAAAAUAUUGCAUCUGUCUUGUGUCCACAUUACUGGGGAGGGAUUGGAGCACCUGCUCUCGAAAUCUUUUGCCCUGGAGGAGCUGGAAAUCUUCAAAUGCAGCAACAUAAUUUGCUUGACGAUACCUUGUACACUGCAGCAACUCAAGUUCCUCAAGGUUGCAUGGUGUCAAGUGUUGCAGGCGGUGGAGAUUAAUGCCCCAAAGCUCUCCUCGUUUUACUACAGCGGGACAGCCCUGCUUGGAAUCUCUGUUGGAGAUUCUUCACAACUUAAGGAUGUGCAUUUGGUCCAUCCGCCCUGCAUUCUCUAUUAUGCACGUGCUAGGCUUCCGUCCAUCGCACGGAAUGUUAAGAGCCUUACCCUGGCCUCUUGUGGCGAGAAUGUCAACACUCCGAUGCUUCUCUCCAAGCUCCCACGCCUCAAGAAGUUGGACAUUAGACUACUUGGAUUAGAACCAGCCUUCUCUCCUCACUAUGAUGCCCUGUCUCUGAUUUCUUUUCUUCAAGCCUCUCCUGCCUUGGAUUCUUUUAUACUGCGUAUCAAUCAAGACGUCAUGUGUCACGAUUCUGUUGUUGGAGAUGACUACAUUUACCUGAGGAAGAAGCCAGAGUUCCGGCAUGAGCACCUCAGGCAAGUGAUGAUCACAGGUUUCCGUGCAUCCAAGAGCCUGGUUGAGCUCGUGAUCUACAUCCUUGAGAGUGCGCCUUCGCUCGAGUGCCUCAAACUAGACACAACAGACAGCGAUGAUAGGAGUUCUUGUACCUCAAGAAAGCCAUGCAGAUGCUCGUGGAUGACAAAGAGUAAUGUUGCGGACGCUCAUGUAGCUAUGGAGGUUGCUGCCAGAUGCAUCGCGUCGAGAGUUCCCUCUGGUGUUGAAUUCAAGGUCCUAGGGCCCUGCAAGCUGUAGCGUGGCAGUUGCUGUGACAUAGUAAGCAGUUGGGUGAUGCACAAUAUAAGCAAAAAUGCUCCAAACUGGUCCUACACUCCUGCCCGACUCUUUAAAAGGUAUAUCUUCCAGUUCCUGAGUGAUAUGCGUAUGAAUCUCCAUAGAUGUUUUUAUAUUGAUCCAAUGCCGACUAACCAAAACUAUAUCGUUCAUUCAUACAUUUCCAUAGUCCCCACAGAGUUGUGGAGGGAUACAGCAUACAUCUUUUAUUACUUAUAUUAGCCAGAAAGUAGAGAUAUGUUGGAAACCAGCAAUAUAAAUACCGGUAGAUGUGGAAACCUCUUACAUAUUUUCAUACUUUUCUUUCAUCAGUACAAAUUAACCCUACAAAUAACACAUCUGGAAUCUGUAAACCUUCAAGCCCUGCCCCCAAAGGCGCGUGAAAUGACACAUCUUUUCCUUGGAAGAAUUAAGAUCUUUCAGGCACUUGCUGUGCCAAUAUUUUCUGAAACAUUGGCUCCACAAGUAGCACGAUUCACCCUCUGGUCCAGCCAAGAGAUGAUAUCGGAGUAGACGAGGUCGGCGUCGGGAGGGAGUUCUGCCGAGAGCGCGUGCCACAUCCCAGGGUAGAGCUUGAAGGCCUUGUCUCUGCUUGACGCUUCCUCAAACAGCAUCUUGCUCACUGUUGGAUCUGUCACGAUGUCAUCUCCACCGUGCAGAACCAAGAACGGCAGGGUCACCUGCCAACUGAAAACGUUAGCAGCCUCUCCAUGGAUCAUAGAUUCUUAGGCACACUUACUGCGGUGUGCAGAGUAAUGUGAGUUUUCCAACUAGGAAGGUUACCUCAUGCAAGUUCUUCUCAAUGUCCAGGCUCACCAUAAGGAGUUCAUGGCAAGUCUUGAGUGGGAUCUUUCCCCUGUAAAUGUACGGAUUGGAACGAAUCUGCACGCACAUACCAACACAGGCAGAAAGUUCAGUAACUAUGAUCAGCCUUUUUCUUUCGCACGUGCAGUAGCUGUAGUACCUGUUUCCUCAUCUCUGGAUCUUUGCAAACUUUGUCAAGGAUAUCCGGAGUUGGUAUGAUCCUCCAACUAGGCGCCACCACACAUACCAUCUUGAGAGCGCUGACCACGACCGGAUGAGGCUUCAUGUCAUCAGAAAUCUGACAAGAUAACAGCUUAAUGAAUAACCAUGCAGGCAAGA
Lolium rigidum is the source of this 2733-nucleotide messenger RNA. RefSeq names its product putative F-box/FBD/LRR-repeat protein At5g56810. Gene Ontology annotation, molecular function: protein binding. Lineage: Eukaryota; Viridiplantae; Streptophyta; Magnoliopsida; Poales; Poaceae. Bases 1 to 1551 code for a protein of 516 amino acids. The record is from RefSeq and is a predicted model, not a curated record. The transcript has 5 exons.